Thelazia callipaeda (thelaziosis nematode) is the source of this 1134-nucleotide messenger RNA. Lineage: Eukaryota; Metazoa; Nematoda; Chromadorea; Rhabditida; Thelaziidae. The record is from the annotation of a GenBank genome assembly.
AUGGCGCUUAUCGAUUCGCUGAAAAACAAUGAAAAAAUCGUGGUAUUGGUUACUGGCUCUUCGGGGUACAUAGCUUUGCAUUGUGUUCAACAGCUUCUCGCAGAAGGUUACGCGGUCAGAGGUACAGUAAGAAGUCUGUGCAAUCCUGCAAAAGUGAAUCCGCUACGUGACCUGAAAUACAGUGCAGAAAGACUGGAACUAGUGGAAGCUGAUCUUCAGUGCCCUGAACAUUGGUUUAAAGCCGUUGAAGGUUGCACGUAUAUUUUGCACAUUGCAUCACCCUGGCCAGUGGUAGCCGAUGAAACUAUUAUCCAAACAGCCAAGAAUGGCACUCUGAAUGUACUCAAAGCUGCCGCCCAAUGUCCUACUGUACAGAAAGUUGUACUGACUAGUAGUUGUACAGCAAUCACAGAUGGCCACAAAAACGAUGCAAGAGUCUUCGAUGAACUUUGCUGGGCAAAUGUGAAUAGUGAGCGAGUAGAAAAUUAUGGCCGUUCUAAAAUAAUCGCCGAAAAAUCCGCUUGGGAAUUCUGGAACGCUCUCCCAAAAAGUUCAAGAUUUCAAUUGACUGUUCUGAAUCCAACACUUGUCGUUGGUCCAGUACUUUCCGAUCAAAAGCAUGGAAGUGCCUUAAUUAUUCGGCGAAUGAUGCACUAUUUCAACUUUCCAGCAGCACCAAAAGUUUCAGUUGGUAUGGUUGAUGUACGCGACGUUGCACGUGCACAUAUACGAGCUAUGCGUUAUAGUGAUUCUGACGGUGAGCGAAUUCUGAUCACGGAAACACCUUCUGUUUGGUUUUCACAGAUAACCAAAUGGCUUCGUCAAGAAUUCAAGAACCAAGGUUUUUUAAUUUCUCCAUUUACGGCUCCUAAUUGGCUGGCAAAAAUGUAUGCAAAAGCAACAUCUGAUCCACAUUUUAACGCAAUCAAGUAUCGUUUAGGACCUGAGUUACGUUUUGAUAAUUCAAAGUCCAAAAAACUCCUCAAAAUGGAAUACACACCAAUAAAGAAGUCAGUGGUUGAAAUGGCGUACAGCAUGCUCGAUAAGGGAAUGAUUAAGACGAAAAAAAGGACGAAAAAAAGUAAAAAUGACAUUUCACAAAGUAUUAAAACAGAUCAGAUGCCCGCGAAGUAG